Drosophila takahashii is the source of this 4340-nucleotide messenger RNA. It is a transcript of the gene blo, whose product is annotated as bloated. NCBI's taxonomy places the organism in Eukaryota, Metazoa, Arthropoda, Insecta, Diptera, Drosophilidae. The record is from RefSeq and is a predicted model, not a curated record.
GAGAAUUAUUUCUUCUUGCAGCUGAAAACCAUUUAAACUGCCUAGCUUAAAUGGGAAAUGCGCAGAGUUCAAACAGUUCGAUGAGACUGUCACACAAAGAAUUUACUUAGGGUUGCGAUUCUUCCGAGAGAAGACCCGACAGGAGAGAGAAAAACAAAGACAGAGACACAGAGAAAGCAGCACAGAGACCAGCCCAAGGAUAUUUAAGCGAUCUCAAUCCCCAAGAUAAGAUGCAAACUGGAGCGGCGAAUGGAGGACCACGGGUCAGCUUUAAUCGGGAUGUGCACGUGAAGCGGAUAGGCAAGCAUCCCAGUGAGUACGAGUCGGACAGCCAGCCGAGUUACCACCAGUUGCCCAAGGACAUCGAUCCCGAGGACAUUCGCAAGGAGGCCGCCCUGGUGAUCGCCCAGGCGGGCAGGCAUCACAGCAAGGCCGAGAACGGCGAUCAUAUAGCCAAUUUCCGGGCCAAGCAGAGGCGCCAAAGUCAGCCCUCAGACUUCAACUCGCUGCCCACGCGACGCAAGAAGGGCAAACCGGUAGCCCGAAGCGCCAGUGACGCCUCCACCAAGAGCACCGCCAAGAGCAAAAGGCCCUCGAUCUUUGGGCUCUUCAGUCGCAAGAGCGACUCGAAUGUCAGCCAGUUGGACAGGGAUCCGCGAUUCGAGGACGGCGGCGCCAGGCGUUUAGUGCGCAGCAAGAGUGAUGUGGGCAGCAGCAAGCUAGCCAGGAGAGCGGAACAGGAUAAGAUCAGCAGCCAGUCCAAGCAGCAGCUGAGUCCGAUUAUUGAGCAGGCGCAGCGGGAGGAUUUCUUUGAGAAGGACUACUUCCGGGAGCGGGAGCGCCGCAAAUCAGACGCCGUCACGCCGCGCGAAAAGGAUGAAGGUGGUCGCGGUCUGAGCGAACUGCUGGCCCGCAGACGCUCACAGGCGGAGCUAGACGGCCCACUGCUUCAGGGACCAUCUUCCAUAUCAGCGGGCAUUCGUGACCGCAUCGAGACACUGCAGGCCAAGUCCGGCGAGAAUAUGCACAGCUCCCAGCAGCCGGCGGAGCGUCUGCCGCUGACCAAGGGACGCACCGUGGACGGUUUAGUUAAGCGGCUGUCCAUGGAGCGCUUCUCCCCUCAGCCGGCGAUCAGUCAGCCGGCCUUCUCGUACAUCAGGCCCAACGAGGGCAUCACCUAUGCCCAGCUGGAUCUGAGCGAGGAUCAGGUACGUCGUUCUUCGCCCUUGGAUCGGGAUGUUCGCACUCCCCAGAGGGAGUUUACGCCGGCUAGACCGCCAAGAGCCAGCGAUGUGAGGCAAAGCUACUCGCCUCCGAACUCCCAAGGAGUUCCUUUGGCUCCUCUGGCCAACAGCCGGCCCAGUCACUCGAAUUCCCACUCCCAUUCACAUUCACCCUCGCCCUGGCAGCAGCUGAGUCCUCGCAAUCUGAGCGACGAGGAUGAGGGUUUGGGGUAUGAACCCCGGAAGGUCUACUACGAGGAGGAGUUUCCCUCCCGCCGGGCAGAAGCUCCCAUUGUGCCGAACAUCAGAAGCGUGAGUCCAUCGCCCUACCUGGAUGAGUUGGGUUACCGGAGGGCUCAGCUGGAGACGCGCAUCCUGACGCGGCGAUUUGGUGAGGGAGCCACCUUGGAACGUCAGUUGCCAGGCAGACCCACUCCCGAAAGGGAGCCAGAACCUCGCUUCCAUCGUCCAGUGCGCCAGGAGCUGUCCAACGAGUAUCCACCAGAGCCGAGGAACCAGGUGGACCACCCGAGUGGCUCCACGCUGCCCAGGAUGGAGAAGACCUCGCGUUAUCGGCACACCAAGUACUACGAUGACGGACAUGGAGGGGUGAAGGAGACCUAUGUAAGGGAAACACAGCGAGAUGGACAGGUGCGGGAGUCGCGACAUCGCGAACGCAUCGGGGAACGCGAGCGGGACUACAACUCGGCGGAUCGGCUGGAGCAGGAGCCCAAGAGCCUGGACUCGCAGCUGACGGAUCAGUACCGAUCCUCGCCAGAACUGCGAGCCCAGCAGACGCAGCAGCGGGAGCAUCGGGAGCAGCGGGAGGACCACUGGCAGAGCAGCCUCAAGCGAGACAAGCUGCAGCAGCGCAGCUUCGACAAGGGCGACUCCGGGAUCGAGAACGAUUUCCGCAAGGAGUCCUUCAACGGAGACUUGACCACAAGGUGGCGCAAACGCACAGUUCUGGAUGACAUAAGGGCCUGCGAGUCCUUCCUGCGCAAGGAGCGACGGGAUAGCGCCCAGCAGCGCCAGUUGCAAAGACAGUCGGUACCCUCUCGGUUGCGCCGCGAGAACAGCUACGUUUACAGGGAACGAUCGAUCGAUGAUGGCUCGCACUUCGAUCCGCAUCUGGACAAAUACCCGGUGGCCACCAGCACUUUGCGUCGUCGGGAGCAGCACUCUCAGUCACAGAGCCAAUCCCAAUCGCAGGGCCAAAAGAGCGAAGAUUCCAGCACUUUGAAGCGAAACAAGAAGCUGGGUGGCUUCGAGAAGGUGAAACAGCUGUUCACAGGCGCCGGCGGAAGCGCCAGUAAUGGCGGCAGUGGUCGCAGCAGCGGCAGCAAUGUGUCCAGUGGCAAGAAGGAUCGAAUGAGCAACGGCAACAGUAGCACCCUCAGUCGCCGCGACAAGGAUAAGGAGCGCGAGAAGGAGAGGGAGAAGGAACGAGAGAGGGAGCGCUACAUGGUCAGAGAAGAGGAAAUGCGGUCGCGGUAUCGCGAGCAUCACACCUCAGCCCAGGAGACCUCACGCGAACCAAAGACUAUCGAUAUCUCGAUGCGACGCCGUCUGUCCACGCCCAAAGCUAGUCCCCUGCUGUUGAAGCGCAGUCCGGCGGACAAGCCGCCCAAAAAGCAGCCAAAGGCGAAGGAGUCGCCGCCCGCUAAGGUCGAGAAGACGAGCUGGUUCAGAUCGCUGGACCGGCGGGUCAAGAGCAGUCCCAAGGAGCUCAAUGUGUCCGUGAAUGGACACAGUGAGACCACUUCGAGCCUGAAGCGGACCAAACGCAACCCGACAGCUGCUCCGGCCAAGAAUCUGCGCUUCUUCGGCGACACCGAUCUGGACUCGAAUCCGCCGACCAUUUCCAAGGCCACCAGUCUGCCAAGGAGUCGUCCAUCGCUGGGUCAGUCGAAGCACUCGCAGAGUGCCUACCACCUGGACCGCAGUCCUCCGCCUCCGGCACGCGACUACCGCCACACGCUGGCUGGCCAGGCUCAGGUCCAGAAUCAGAAUCCCAAACUAAAUCAGAGCGCCGGCAGUCGCCAAAGGGCCAGCUCCAUGCAGCAUCUGGACAAUGGCAGCGACGAGGUGGACUUCCGCAAGAGGCGCCACUACUCGCGCUCCCGCGAACUCCACGACAUCUCGGAGAGCGGCUCGGAGCCGGAGCCGGCGGAGCGGCACAAGCGGAGCAGCACGGCGGGUCAGCGAGCCAUGUCGCUGGAGAGGACGGUGGACGGGCCGCGUGGCCAGCGGAUGGAGGAUCGUCCGCUGAUGGGACCACCAAAGCCGGCCAGAAGUGCCGAACGCCGUGGACUGCUCAACAGUUUGGGCCAGGAGAAUGUGGGCUACGGCAGGGAUCGCUAUCCGGCCGAGAGUUCCGGCACCGAGGGCGAGUCCAGUCUGCACAGCCAGCGCAGCGUGGUCUAUCUGCACGCCACCACGGUGGGUGACAUCCCACAGCCAUACAAUCUGCGCAGGCGGUCAAUGUCACGCGAUGACCUUCGCAAGGGCAAGCAGCAGGCCCCCCAGCAGCCGCCGCCCCUCCAGCCCAUGACCCGCACCGUCUCCAGGUCCGUCUCCAUGCUGGCCCCCUGGAAGCCCAAGCACAUCAGCGAGGGCUACGAGAUCAACUACUCGCAGGAGCAGAACAAGCGGAUGUCCACACUGCCGCGGAAGCCACCACCACAUAAUGGAGCCACCAGUGCCAGCACCUUGAGCCGUCUGGGCCGCAAGAACGAGACUUCCACGUCGACGCGACGCUACCACAUGGACAAUCUGGAACGCCCGCCACCACCGCGGUCGGUGCUCUCGGCAUCGAAUUUACGCAGCACCCGGACGAAGUGACGAAGACGACCCACGAGAAGCCUCCACCCGGUGCUCCAAUGUGGAGGUCCCGAAUCCAACCACACCUAGUUGCUAGUUGUAAUCAUUAAUGCGAACUCGAAACGUAAUUCUAAUCAAUUCAAACGAUGGAAUGAAGGAGGAGGAUGCGAUGUCCUCGCUUAGUUGCGUAGGAUUCUUUAACCUUUGUUGCAAUUCUCGUCAUAUUUUAAAUGUGAAAUGUAUUCGUACUCCAGUAAUAAUUAUAAAUUAAUAAAAUAUCAGACUUUAACUUAG